Hemiscyllium ocellatum (epaulette shark) is the source of this 1268-nucleotide messenger RNA. It is a transcript of the gene chchd3a, whose product is annotated as coiled-coil-helix-coiled-coil-helix domain containing 3a. Gene Ontology annotation, biological process: inner mitochondrial membrane organization. Lineage: Eukaryota; Metazoa; Chordata; Chondrichthyes; Orectolobiformes; Hemiscylliidae. The transcript has 8 exons. Bases 160 to 906 code for a protein of 248 amino acids. Gene Ontology annotation, cellular component: mitochondrion; MICOS complex. The record is from RefSeq and is a predicted model, not a curated record.
GGGGGCGGUGUUCAGAGGUGUGAUGGAGUGGGCCGUUGGUGGAGUCUGAGUGGUCUGCAUGGUCUCACUUGUCAGUGCAACGCUUCUGAAAGUUUUCUCGGCAGCGAACUUGUUCCCUGUUUCCUUUUUGUUUUUUUCUUCUCAGUUAAUGCUGACGGCAUGGGAGGUAGCGGGAGUACAAAACGCGUCUCCUUCGAAGCUGAUGAGAAUGAUCAGAUUACUGUCGUGAAGGGCAUUAGGCUCUCCGACAGUGUCAUUAGCCGUAUGCGGGAUGCUUCUUCACCGGCUGAAAAAUCCCAGUCGUCACCUGCAGGACCAUCGCCAUCUCCUGGAACUUGUCCGCCUUCUCCAGUCCAACCAAUAGUUACUGAUGAUGAAGUCAGAAAACGAAUGUCCCAAGGGUCGGCACAAGAACGGAACGAGCAAGAUUUGAGACUACAAAAGAGGCUUGAACAUGAAAAACCGUAUGUUCACGAUGAGAUUAGCAAGGUUCUUCAACGUGAGCGAGAUGCAGCAAGCGACAAUCUUAUAAAAGCUAUUUUGCGAGAGAGAGCACUAACUGAAGAGGAACGUGUGAAAGCCAAGUAUGCUACAAAACAAUUGGAAGAAAAGGAAAAAGAACUGCAAAAGCUCAAUGCUUAUUACAAGGAGCAAGUGACCAGACUUGAAGAUAGGAGUGCCCAAUUCUACAAGCUGACUGCUGAGCAAUAUCAGAAAGCUGUUAGUGAAGUGGAGUCCAAGUUCAAAAAGUACAAGUCACAACCCAUCUGUGCUGAACUCCAAGGGGAAGUCCUCCGCUGCUAUCAGAAGAACCCAGAGCAGACUCUCAGCUGUUCUGCAUUGGCCAAGCAGUACAUUCACUGUAUUAACUAUGCUAAACAAAGCCUGCUGAGCAAAGGAGGUUAAAACAACCCACCAUCACAUCAAAAAGCCCUCAUCGUCAAUUUCAACAACAGAACAUCUUUCAGGAGCACUCAAAGAAGCUCAGCAAAGCAUCUGGACAAUAUGGGAAAGAGGAAACAAAAGGCCAUUGUCACCACGGCAACAGCAGCAGCAAGCACCCUAAUUUAAUCAGUGGGGAUAUGUUUAGCAGGGUUAUGAAUGUCUUAACAACCUGUCAUGCUUAUAGUCCUACCAGGAAAAUGUUCAGCUUUUCUGUAAUUGAUCUGACCCAUGACAUUAAGUGGAAUAUCUUUGUUUUGUUUCAUAUGAGGCCUUUAAAAUGUUCUAACAAUAAUGCAAUUAAAUCUAUCUUUGAAAGAUCAAAA